Molecule: messenger RNA, 3339 nt
Organism: Neomonachus schauinslandi (Hawaiian monk seal)
Lineage: Eukaryota; Metazoa; Chordata; Mammalia; Carnivora; Phocidae
Gene: WDR72
Product: WD repeat domain 72
Exons: 19
Coding region: 1-3309 (1102 amino acids)
Biological process (GO): protein localization to plasma membrane
Cellular component (GO): cytoplasm
Molecular function (GO): protein binding
Source: RefSeq, a predicted model, not a curated record
AUGAGGUCCUCCUUGCAGGCAGUAGCACUCUGGGGAAAGAAGGCCCCUCCACACAGCAUCACUGCCAUCAUGAUCACUGAUGACCAGCAAACCAUUGUGACUGGAAGUCAAGAAGGUCAACUCUGUCUCUGGAAUCUCUCACCUGAACUAAAGAUUUCAGCUAAAGAACUUCUGUUUGGUCAUUCGGCUUCAGUAACAUGUUUGGCAAGAGCAAGGGAUUUCUCGAAACAACCUUACGUCGUCAGUGCGGCUGAAAAUGGGGAGAUGUGUGUUUGGAAUGUCACCAACGGACAGUGCGUGGAGAAGGCCACUCUUCCUUACAGGCACACUGCAAUCUGUUAUUACCACUGCUCAUUCCGGAUGACAGGGGAAGGUUGGCUUUUGUGUUGUGGAGAAUAUCAAGAUGUUCUUAUCAUUGAUGCCAGAAGUUUGGCUGUUAUUCACACUUUCAUAUCGUCUCAGUCUCCUGAUUGGGUCAACUGCAUGUGCAUUGUUCACUCCAUGAGAAUUCAAGAAGAUUCUCUCUUGGUGGUAUCAGUAGCGGGUGAGCUCAAAGUAUGGGAUCUUUCUUCAUCUAUCAACAGUAUUCAGGAAAAGCAAGAUGUCUAUGAAAAGGAAUCCAAAUUUCUCGACUCCCUGAACUGCCGGACAAUACGAUUUUGCACAUAUACAGAGAGACUUUUACUGGUGGUAUUUUCUAAAUGUUGGAAGGUUUAUGAUUAUUGUGAUUUUUCCCUUCUGCGAACUGAAGUUAGUAGAAGUGGGCAGUUUUUUGCUGGUGGAGAGGUGCUUGCUGCUCACAGAAUCAUCAUCUGGACAGAAGAUGGUCACAGUUAUAUCUAUCAGCUGCUGAACAGUGGGCUUUCCAAAAGCCUAUACCCUGCUGAUGGAAGAGUGCUUAAAGAGACCAUUUAUCCUCAUUUACUGUGCUCUACUUCUGUGCAGGAAAAUAAGGUACAGAGCCUUUCCUUUGUUAUGGGCUACAUGAAUGAACGGAAAGAGCCUUUUUAUAAGGUACUUUUCUCUGGAGCAGUCUCAGGAAGAAUUACUUUGUGGCAUAUCCCUGAUGUUCCUGUAUCCAAGUUUGAUGGUUCUCCUAGAGAAAUACCAAUAACUGCCACAUGGACCCUUCAAGAUAAUUUUGAUAAGCAUCAUACCAUGUCCCAAAGUAUUAUUGACCAUGUCUCUGGGACUGCAACAGUCGGAGUCACUUCAUCAGAGUAUGUUCCAAGUCUUGAUAAACUAAUAUGUGGCUGUGAAGAUGGGACAAUUUUCAUUACACAGGCUUUGAAUGCUGCCAAAGCAGGACUUCUAGAAGGCGGUUCUUUAUUAAAAGAUUCCCUUCCUUACAAAGUUCUCAAAGGCCAUCACCAAAGUGUUACUUCAUUACUUUACCCACAUGGUCUCUCUUCGAAAUUAGACCAAAGUUGGCUUGUGUCUGGGGACCAGGACUCAUGUGUCAUCUUGUGGAAUAUCUUCACUGAAGAAGUUUUGCAUAAAUUCUUUUUGGAAGCCGGUCCAGUAACAAGUCUUUUGAUGUCACCAGAGAACUUCAGACUAAGAAGUGAUCAGGUAAUUUGCUGUGUGUGCAGUGACCAUUCCGUGGCUCUCCUUCACCUUGAGGGGAAGAGGUGCCUCCUGCAUGCCCGGAAGCACCUUUUCCCUGUGAGGAUGAUAAAAUGGCACCCGGUUGAGAAUUUUUUAAUUGUUGGAUGUGCAGAUGACUCCGCUUACAUCUGGGAAAUUGAAACAGGCACUUUGGAAAGACAUGAAACAGGAGAAAGAGCAAGAAUUAUUCUCAGUUGUUGUGAUGAUUCACAGCUUCUAAAGCCUGAUUCUGUACUUCCAUUUGCCUCAGAGACACAUAAGCACAAAAGUGUAGAACAGAGAUCCUCCAGCUCCUAUCAGUUUGGGCCAAUACCUUGCCCUGGUCUGCAGGUGGAGUCUUCAUGUAAGGUUGCUGAUGCCAAGUCUUUCUCAGGACCUUUUAAUGUCUUGCCUGUGAAGACAAAAUGGAGUAACAUUGGCUUUCAUAUCCUUCUGUUUGAUCUGGAAAAUCUUGUUGAACUUUUGCUGCCAACUCCAAUCUGUGAUGUUGACCCUUCCAAUUCAUUCUAUGGUAGUGAGAUCCUGAGAAGAGCCAAAAGCACAGUGGAGAAGAAAACAUUGACGCUAAAAAGAAAUAAAACUGCCUGUGGUUCUCUCUCCGCGGAGGCGCAAGCCAAGCUUGUUGGUGAAAACCCAGCCCAAGGAGAUAAUGCUGUCAAAUUCUUAGAAGAAAGUGAUGGCAUUAAAAGGCAGAAGAAAACAAAGAACUCCAAAAAGAUGCACCCUAAGCCAUCAAGAAAAGUGGAUGCCAGCAUCACAAUAGACGUAGCUAAAUUGUUCCUAUCUUGCUUUUUGCCAUGGGGAGUGGAUAAAGAAUUAGAUAAUCUCUGCAUUAAGCAUCUCAAUAUUCUAAAGCUUCAGGGUUCUGUUUCUUUAGGACUUGCCGCAAAUGAAGAUCGCUUCUCGUUAAUGCUGCCGGGGUGGGAUGAAUGCAAUGCUGAAAUGAAAACAGAUAAUUCAAAAGUUAAUUUAUUUUCCAAAAAAGUUUUGGACUUGUCAAAUAAAUACACGUCCACGCUUCCAAAUCAGGUUGGGAUGCCAAGAGGACUGGAGAAUAAUUGUGAUUCUUUGCACGAGUCAAGCACUAUAGUUUAUUUAUUGAGCAGACUAUUUAUAGUUAAUGAGUUAGUUAACAUGCCUUUAGAGUUGGCAUGUGGAACUGACAGGUCUUUCAAAAUGGAAUCUGUGCACAGCAAGGCAAAAAGUUCUGGGAAUGAGAUUUUGACUAUUUCAAGCUUCUAUGGUUACUUACGAAAUGGUAAGAAUGACUCCCAUAUACCCGAUGCUGACGUUUCACUUUGGAAGCUCAUUUCUUGUUGGAGAGACCACUCUGUGCAGGUAACUGAAGCAAUACAAGCUGUUCUCUUGGCGGAAGUUCAACAGCAGAUGAAGACGUUGAGUAAGACACCAGUCAACAGUCAACCAGUGUCCAUGACAGAGGACAUCCACUGUGAGAUGAGGCAAAUCCUGCAGAAGAUGGAAUGGACCCAGGGGGAGGAGAUAGAGUUACAGUGUACUACAGACACCUGGCCUCUGCAAACUCCAGUCAGUCCGGUCAAGCAUGACAGCAACUCAAACUCGGCAAACUUCCAAGACACUGAGGACAUGCCUGACAGAUGCGUUUUGGAAGAGUCUGAGAGUCCAGGUAAGCCAAGGCAUCAUUCGUGGAUAGCGAAGGUGUGCUCCUGCAAGCUGUGCUAAAUGGAAUCUUACCUAUAGGAAUUGGAUUUG